UCGACUACUAUUGAAAUGGCGGCCUCCAUCUCCACGAUGGCAGAUGAGGAGCCACGCUGUGUUGUUGAGUUAGGAUUUCUUGAAAAACGUGAGGCAUGGGCGCUAAAGAGCAGAUAUUUUCCCAGCAAAGUAGGUGGAAGACCAGCUUGGCUUCACUUGAAAGAUAUUCCUAAUGGCAAACGUCUUACUUGCCGUAACUGCGGUGAGCCAUGCGUUUUGCUGCUGCAAUUGUAUGCUCCGCGCGACGACGUCGAUUCUGCUUUUCACAGAACGCUCUUUGUGUUCGUUUGCGUAACUCCGAACUGUGCAAAUAAGCAUGACGCAGGCAGCUUUAUAGUCUUGCGGUCGCAGCUGGGCAAAGAAAAUUCGUUUUACAGCAGCCAACCUCCCGUGGAAUCCCCCGACACUCCGAACAGCCCUUCGGCCGAAGAUUUCUGCAAUAUAUGCGCCGUAUGCGGUGCUUUAGGCGACAAGACGUGCGCUAAAUGCCAUAGCCGUCACUAUUGUUCCAAGUCUCACCAAGUAUUGGAUUGGAAAGACGGUCACAAGGCUCGUUGCAACUCGCAGUGCUUCGAUAGCUGCGAAAGGACUUCGGCGCCACUGUUUCCAGAGUAUGAGCUCGUUACAGAGACAGAAGACGACGUUUGCAACAACGACGAAGGCUGUAAAACAGAUGAAGAAAGGCUGGCGGACUACUGCCAAUUUAUGACCAGUCAUCCGGAGUGUGAAAGUGACGGUGCAGAUGUCGCGGACCUGAACAAGAUGGCGGCAACCUGCCAAGAUAAGGUAUUUUGGAAGUUCAAGAAGACCAUUGAGAAAGCACCUGAUCAGGUGUUACGCUACAGUCUGGGCGGUACGCCUCUCCUGGUUGCGAAUAGAGGUGACCCUGGCGACGUGCCUUGUUGUUCCUGCGGUUCACAGAGGCAUUUCGAGUUCCAGGUUUUGCCGCAAUUGCUUAACAGCAUUACGGAGUCAACUAUGGAUAGCCUGGACUGGGGGACAUUAUUAGUCUAUACGUGCAAGGCCUCCUGCGACGGUGAACCGUACCAAGAAGAAUAUUUGUGGAAGCAAAAUUUCUGUGAGGAAUAGUCAUGAGCUUGCCUGUGUGCGCCGACUUCGGAAAAGUGUGAGGGAUGGGAUGUUUUUACGGCGAGCCAAGCUCGCCGUUUAACAAAGCAAAAAGAACGCUGGCAGCCUGGAAGAGCUUCAAAUGUAUGGACACUGUCACGGGGAUGCGUGGGUUUGCGUGGACGCUAUUGAAGCAUGUAUCACACAAUUCUGCACAUAGUACAUUUAACCAAUAACUAUCGCUUUGCACAUAAAAAAAGUGGUCUUGUCAAUAAUUUUCUUUUUAGAUUACUCUCUUCUUACACUUAAAGAGAGGAGACCAACUUCUGUGUCGUCUGUGAGCAAUGUUGAAUUGGGUGAGUUAGACUGCUGGCAACUGGGGAAGUGCAUUUAUUAUUUAGUGCAUAUGCAAGUGGUACAAUAAGCAGACAAAAUAUUUGUGGGAUUUGAGUGCAUGGGGGGGAGGAGGCAGGGGGGAGCAUUUGAACUUGCAGAAUUUAGGUGAUGUGUCAUAAUUGUGUGUGUUUGCAGUGGCAGUAAGAAUGCACAUUGAAUUUAAUUGAAUUUUAUUCUCCUUGAACAAAUAGACAAGGAAGGAGUAACCACAAAAAGCUACUGAGAUUAGUAGCUUGACGAGGUGUCUACCCCUUUACACAGCAGCAGUUAAUAAUUCUGAAAUCUCGCUGUAAAAAGAGUAGUUCUUUUUUGUGGGUGAACAGUAUGUCUGGAGUAAACGAUAAUUAUAAAAAUUGUGGACAUUUAUACCCUUAAAUUGUUUAAGGAGUUGCUGCGUGUGAAAAUCAUAUGGGACGUUUGCAAUCAUUCUCAUAAACUUCUUUUGAAUUA
Dermacentor andersoni is the source of this 1914-nucleotide messenger RNA. RefSeq names its product programmed cell death protein 2-like. Lineage: Eukaryota; Metazoa; Arthropoda; Arachnida; Ixodida; Ixodidae. Gene Ontology annotation, cellular component: cytoplasm; nucleus. The record is from RefSeq and is a predicted model, not a curated record.